AUGAGUGCAGAGGAGGGAGGGAAGGUGUCUCUUUCGGCCCCGAGCAAUGGCCUCUCCGCGGAGGAGGAACUGCGGCAACUGCGGGACAAAACCAACGCGUGGAAGCAGUCGGUUGCCAUCCAACUAAGUGAGGCGGCAAAGAAAAAUAAACAGCUGCGGGAUGAGUUGAAGGACGCCGAAGGCAAUCAUGAACAGGACAUGCUGGCACUACGUGUUCAGCUCGACAAGGAGUUUCGUGAGCGGACAAACAUGAAGGAUGAGGAAAUCAAUGAUAUGCAGCGACAAAUGACACAGCUGCGGGAGGAGAAGCGGCGCAUGGCGGAGGAGCACAAAAAGAAUCUGGAGGAAACGGUCAUCCGAAUACGCGAAAACAGUCGGAUGGAGCACGCGUCAAAGGCCAAGACGGAUGCAGAGCAGCAUGAGGCAGAGCUACGAAAGCUUCGCGAUGUCAUAGAACAAAAAGAGCAGGCGAUUGUACAGGCAGAACACGAGGCUGCGGUGAUGCGCACCCGCCUCGAUAGGUUGGGGGAACAGUACAGAGAAUUAUCCGGUCUUAUGACCCAUGAUGCGAGGCAGCUUGAUAAGCAAGAAGCAGAAGCAGAAGAUGCAGCCAAAGGCGGAGCUUCGUCCCAGCAUUUAGUGAAGUUGAGCGAGGCGGCGCAUAAACAGCAGUUAGAGAUUGCACGCUCAGAGCUACGCGGUCUGGAAGAGAGGUUUGCUGUGAGGCUACGAGAGACACAACGAACGCACGAAGUAGAGCGGCAGCGCUGGGUGGAGGACAUGUACCAACGUGAGGAACAACUCCUGACACUGCAGACGCUUUUGCGGCAGGCGCAACACGAGGCUGAAACUGCCAACCAGCGUAUUGCUGCUGCAGGGGUGGAGAAGGAGCGGUCGGAGCAAUGCCUGGCGCAGAAGGUGGCAGCGCUGAGUAAGGAGUUGGCAACUCGAAUGGAACAGUCACAGCUGUUAAACGUGGAGGUGGGACGUCUGCAAAGAGAGGUGAGUUCGCAAGAAGCACUUAUACAUGGUCUAGAGGAGGAGGCACGAAUACGGGAAGAAGCAUUCACAUCAUUGACUCUUUCAGAAGACAAUCGGAACCUUGUGCAGGGGCUUCAGAAAGCACUGCAGGAGAGCCGUGAGGAGGCGGAGCUCUGGCGCUGCAGGUAUGAAGAGGCUCUACAAGAUGCGACAGGUGCAACAACCGUUGUGCCUUUUGGAGAAGGAAAAAAUGACACGACCAAACUCGUGUCAUCUGAACUAACCCAGCGGGAGGAGGCUCUGGCUAAAGAGGAAGUCCGACUGGAGUUGAAGGCAAGGCUUCUGAAGUCUACAGAGGCGCGGUUAGAAGAACUUAAGAGGUCGUUGGCUUCACAGGCAAGUGUCAUCCUGCAGCAGCAUGACAGUGACGAUGAUGGACGGCGGAGGGACAUGGAGCGAUCCGAGAAGCAGCGUCGAGGAGGGGCCUUUCUCGCCUCCCCACAAAGAUACAUGCAGAUGAUACGGGAACAACAAGGGGAUAGUAUCCUUUCUUUUCCAAGACGCCUGCUAUCGUAUCUCCUUUUCAUGCGUUUGCGCACGGCCAUAACACUGUUCCUAUUGUUAUUUUGUUUUUUAGUUGUCUUUAUCACUAUGUGA
Molecule: messenger RNA, 1638 nt
Organism: Trypanosoma rangeli
Lineage: Eukaryota; Euglenozoa; Kinetoplastea; Trypanosomatida; Trypanosomatidae
Exons: 1
Coding region: 1-1638 (545 amino acids)
Source: RefSeq, a predicted model, not a curated record